GCAGAAAAGUUUCAAGUUGGAAAAACACAGAUCGCGGAUAUUGUUUCUAACACAGAAGAAAUUUAUAAAGCGUGGGUUGAAAAUGGAAAUGAAGAACGAAAAUUAACGAAACUAAGAAAAUGUGAAGGCAGUGUGAUUGAUAAAGAACUUUUGGUCUGGUUUAGCAAAACUCGAGAAAAAAAUUUACCAGUUUCCGGACCAACAAUACAAGAAAAGGCUAAACAACUUGCUGAAGUUCACGGAUUAAACGACUUUAAAGCUUCAAACGGGUGGCUAGAAAAAUUUCGAAAAAGGCAUAACAUUUCGUUUAAAUCUAUCUGUGGGGAAGCUUCAUCCGUUGAUAGAAUAGCUGUUGAUGACUGGAAGAAAAAAUUGCCAAACAUAAUCGAUAAAUAUGAAAAGCGAGACAUCUUCAAUGCCGACGAGACUGAACUUUUUUUUAUAGUUCUACCCAAUAAAACUAUGGCAUUUAAAAAUGAAAACGUGCAAUGGUGGAAAAGUUUCAAAAGAACGGUUGACUGUGCUAUUGUGCUGUAA
Messenger RNA from Acyrthosiphon pisum (pea aphid), 537 nucleotides. Its product is annotated as tigger transposable element-derived protein 4-like. The transcript has a single exon. The record is from RefSeq and is a predicted model, not a curated record. Gene Ontology annotation, cellular component: nucleus. NCBI's taxonomy places the organism in Eukaryota, Metazoa, Arthropoda, Insecta, Hemiptera, Aphididae. The annotation marks the transcript as partial. Gene Ontology annotation, molecular function: DNA binding.